Molecule: messenger RNA, 654 nt
Organism: Cotesia congregata
Lineage: Eukaryota; Metazoa; Arthropoda; Insecta; Hymenoptera; Braconidae
Source: the annotation of a GenBank genome assembly
AUGGUCCACAGGUUGGACAGUGGCUCCCCGUUUUGGAGGAUACAACUAGAUCAAGACCUCCUGGAUACUAUUAGCGCUAUUUAUCCCGAGUGGUUUAAGGAUUAUACGAACAGCAGUAGAACCUCUAUAUCCUCUAUUAUUUCGUCAUCGCCCACCCACCAGUCUAACGACGAGUCGAUUGAUAGAGACAAAGCCUCUGAUUCGACAGACCAGGAGGGCCAAGGUCACAAGAGUGCCAAAGAAGCUAAAACCAAGUCCAAGGUCAGGAAACUCGAGAGGUCCAAGGACCGGAGGGAGAAGCGUCAAAUUAGAGAAGUUGAUAGAGAUUUGCCGGGAAGCGAGACCGUCAAAAAAGGGGCAAAGCAUCCUUCUUCAGGCCCGCGACACGAAAGAGAAAGAACGGAGAGCUCUUCGACGGGGAGAAAGUCGGCGGGUGGUGCCUCCGAAGACACAUCACCCGAAUCCGAGGACUCUGCAGAAAUGGCUGAAGGCAAUAGAUCGUCUCCUCCGAAAGCGGAAGUUGACGAUUCGCCUUUACAAUACGCCAUGGACCGCAAUAAGGAAUGUGAGCAACUUGAACGUUUGUUCUGUGUUUUAAAUAUCAUCAUUGGUAAGAAGGUUUACGCAAAAAGCGACUUACGUGAGAGCGCGUGA